CGUGCGUGCGCCUGUGCGUAAUCGCAUGGUUUUUCCGUCGUAUGUGCGAUUGCCUGGUGUGGAGAGUUUAAUAUUUUGAUCGAUUUGUGGAUAUUUCGGAAGACACGACAUUGUCGCAUUUGCUGAUACUGCAAUUUUACAGAGAAUCGCCGCUUUUCCUUGGAUUAAUUUGUCUCUGGAAGUUUAGUUUGCGAGGCUGUCGCGCUGCUUUUUGUUAAAUCAGUAAUUAUUUUUAAAAUAACGGCGCUCAAUGCCUUCAUUAAUUCUGCCGUGCUGUUGUAAAAAUAUUGUGUUUUAACAAAAAUUCGUUGUUGAUUAAUUUUAUAUAUUGUAAUUGGACCUACAUUCUCGAUUACAAAUUCGCAAAUUAAUUUUAACGGCGUUCAAAUUUCUUGCGUUUCAUGAGUCUUGUGCAUUAUUUCUAUGUGAGGGACAAUUUCUUCAACAAUGAGUUGUCAACGGAAUUCUAGUAGAAUUACAGCACCAGAUGAAUUAAGAGACAUUCUUUUAGAAUUCACUGUUAGUUACCUUCUUGAACAACCAGGAGAUAUCAUUGAUUAUGCUGUAGAUUUCUUUACACGCCUUAAGGAGAAUCGACAAAAUCAAAUAAUUCAGUCAAGCGGACAAACGUGUACUUCAACGCCAGAUGAAUCUGUCGAAGAAGAACCUCCAAUUUGUAAGUUCGCCUCCAGGAGAAAGAGCGUUUUCACAGAGACUUAUAAUCCAGAAGAGGAUGAAGAAGAUGAAGGAAUUAAGGUUGUCCAGCCAAAGAGCGAUGAGCAACGACAACGGCUCAGUGAGAGCGUUCGAAGUAUUUUCCUUUUCCGUUCCCUAGAUAAGGAACAAAUGGCGGGUGUGCUAGAUGCAAUGUUCGAGAAGACUGUUCAAGCUGGAGAAUUUAUUAUACGGCAAGGUGACGACGGAGAUAAUUUUUACGUCAUUGAGAAAGGUAAAUACGAGGUGUACGUCAAAGACGUGAUGAUUCAUACUUACGACAACAGCGGUGCUUUUGGCGAGUUGGCGCUUUUAUAUAAUGUACCCAGGGCUGCUACUGUUAAGGCUAUCAGUCCUGGUACAUUAUGGGCCAUGGGUAGACAAACAUUUCGGCGCAUACUCUUAAAGUCUGCUUACAAGAAACGCAAAAUGUACGAGGAUCUCAUUAACAAGGUCCCAAUGCUCAAGUCGCUUGAGACUUACGAGCGAAUGAAUUUAGCUGAUGCCCUUGUUCCUAAGCACUUCUGUGAUGGAGAUCAAAUUAUUAAGCAGGGUGAUAUAGCUGAUGGCAUGUAUUUUGUUGAACAAGGUUUAGUCAGAAUUACCAUCCUUGGUGAAAAUGAGAGAGAAGUUGAAGUAAAUCGUAUACCAGCUGGUGGUUAUUUGGGUGAGCUGGCACUUGUUACACAUAAGCCUCGAGCGGCUUCUGCAUAUGCUGUUGGAGUUGUAAAAUUAGCUUUCUUGGACGUUGAAGCAUUCGAGCGUCUACUAGGCCCGUGUAUGGAACUCAUGAAGCGCAAUAUAGAAGAUUACGAAGAUCAACUAAUUAAAAUUUUUGGCAGCAAAUCUGAAAUAUCUGAUAUUCGAUGAAUCUAGUGCUCGUAUUAUGACUCAUAUAAUCGCUCUAUCAAAACAAUAAGAUUCCAUAGCGAAACACAAACUCUUACUGUCCGUUUGUGAAACUUCAUCCAUAUACUUUUCAAGUCUUUUUAUGAUGAAGCUCGUAUGACUGUCCUCUAGGCAUUGUAUCAUUCGAUCAUUAGUAG
Messenger RNA from Ceratosolen solmsi marchali, 1760 nucleotides. RefSeq names its product cAMP-dependent protein kinase type II regulatory subunit (gene Pka-R2). Gene Ontology annotation, molecular function: cAMP-dependent protein kinase inhibitor activity; cAMP binding; protein kinase A catalytic subunit binding. Gene Ontology annotation, cellular component: cytosol; cAMP-dependent protein kinase complex. The transcript has 9 exons. The record is from RefSeq and is a predicted model, not a curated record. Gene Ontology annotation, biological process: negative regulation of cAMP-dependent protein kinase activity. Lineage: Eukaryota; Metazoa; Arthropoda; Insecta; Hymenoptera; Agaonidae. The coding region runs from base 448 to 1584 and encodes 378 amino acids.